AUGCAGUGGGAAAAAUGUGUUGGCUUUCUAAAAAAUGAGGAAAAGGCGAGAGGAUUAAAGGUCUGUCCUAGCCUGGCUGAGCACGUUAGGCUUCAUAGUAUUGAUGUUAAUGUACCUGAAUCCCCUCAUAUUAGGCCGAACCUGAUGGUGCCAAUGCAAGCCCAACUCGGUGUGGUUAAGGACAAGACUUUAAACUUACCGUGGGUGUGUAUCGGCAAUUUUAACGAGAUCGCCAAAGUCAAAGAGAAAUCGGGAGGAGCUAUUCGACUUGAAAAACAAAUGCAGGAUUUCAGAGAUUGUCAAGAUUUCUGCGGGUUAAAGGAUUUGGGUUUUACAGGCUUGCCAUUUACUUGGUGCAACAAGUGUUUCAAUGGUGAUCUUAUAUGGGUUCAAUUAGACAGAGCCCUUACCUCAACUGAUUGGAUCCUAAAAUUCCUAUCAAGUUGUCUCCACCACUUGCAAGGUUUGUCUUUUGAUCAUAAACCUUUAUGGCUAGCCUCUAAUGAUGUUAAUACUCACUUUUAUCGAGCUCAGAAACCUUUUCAGUUUGAAGCCAUAUGGCUUAAAGAUGACCAUUGUGAAGAUGUGGUCCAUUCGGCAUGGGAUAGGUGCUUGGAGGGGGAUGCUAUGGGUAAAGUGUUAGCAAAGGUAGUUGAUUGCCAAAUUCAGUUGAAAUUCUGGGAUAAAUCCACCUUUGGCAAUAUUCACAUUGAACUCGCCCAAAAGAGAAAACAAUUGUUGAAGGCAGAAGGUGAAUCAAUAGGUGGAAGAGGGCAUACUCAGGUUAAGGCUUUCAUUGAUAAAAUCCAAAAGUUGAUGGACAAGGAUGAAGUUAUGUGGCAUCAACGAGCAAAAAAUGAUUGGCUUAAGUUUGGGGACCAAAACACUAAAUACUUCCACUGCCGUGCAACAAAGAGGAACAAAUGGAAUUUCAUUUGGGGAUUAGAAAAUGAGCAGGGUAGCUAG
This is a messenger RNA of Quercus lobata, 966 nucleotides long. RefSeq lists its product as uncharacterized. The transcript is spliced from 2 exons. The record is from RefSeq and is a predicted model, not a curated record. The coding region runs from base 1 to 966 and encodes 321 amino acids. Lineage: Eukaryota; Viridiplantae; Streptophyta; Magnoliopsida; Fagales; Fagaceae.